AGCAGCCCACCUUACUGCCAUCCCCUGGCAACCAGCUACCGUGGCACCCAGGCAUCAAGGGCUCAACACCUCCAGUUUCCCAGCCUUUCCCACCCCAAGUACUGCUGCGUCCCAGGGGUUACUGUACCUGUGUGGCUGACACCCUGCCCUCAUCACCCUGGCCCAGUUCUUGGUUCUGUUCCUCCAUCACCCUCACCUUCCAGCCAUCUCCCUCCUUCCUGUGCCCGAUGCACAGUUGUCUCUAAACCACAUUUUGACUUCAGUCAGUGCCCGUGUACUCUCUCCCCAUGUGCCCAUCUUCCUCUUGUUGUCCUGGUCCUUAGGCCCCAGGAUCCAUCACAUCAGCUAUUCUCUUGUCGGUGUCACUCGUUCAUUCAUUCAUUCAGGAGUUCUGGGGCUCCUGUGUGGCAGCCCUGUUCUAGGUAGUGACUAGAGUGAUGAACCAGACAGCCACAGUCCCUGCCCUCUUGGCGGGGAGACAUCACAGACAAAAAAGAAGCAAAUGUACAAAUAAAAAGCUGGGAAGGAAAUAGCUCCUCCUCAUGAAGGAGAGAGAAGCUCCCCGAACAGUCACUCCCCAGACACAUUGUUCCCCUCUCCUCUGCUGCUCCAGCUACAAAGUAAAAGGCUCUGUGAGGGACAGGCAGUUUAACAUUUGCUGCCUGGUUUUCUCGAAUACCAUCGGGGAAUUGCUGUCAGCAGCCCCCAGAACUGACCCAAGGGCUUGAGGUGUUGUCUUAACAGGAUCAGGUGCGUGGUCCCCUUUGGUGACCCUCUUGCUGUUUGUGUAGCCCAAGACCCCACUGACUUACUUAGCUUCCAUCUAGCAAUUGACUGUGCUUGUGGUCCACUGGGCCCUUCAGAUUGUUUUCAGUUAUUACACUUUGGCCUGUGCUUCUGUCCUCUUUUCUGUGUGUGGCAGUGUCAUGGCAGCUUCCCCUCUCCCUCACCCCCACCCCCAGUUACGCUCACAUUUCUUCCAUUUGCCCACGUAUAACAGCUGAGCUCCUGGUUCCCCCUCAGGCACCGGGGAUACAGACGUUUGUCAGAUUCUUCCAUGGCCUCAAGUCUCCUGGGGGAAAUUGAGGCUCAACACAGGGGUAAUAAGUGGUGGGAUUUUAGUAGAAGAGCUUCCUGGGCAUGUGGCUGCUAUGCGGCACAGGGUUGAGGCGGGGCCAGCGGGCAAGAAUCAUCCAGGUCAGUGAUUCUCAAAAUACAGCUCCUGGACCAGCGGUAUCAGCAUCACCUGGGAGGUUGUUAGAAGUGCAAGUUCUCAGGCCUCAUCCGAGACCGAUUAAAUCAGAAACUCUGGGGUGGGGCCCAGCAAACUGAGUUUUAAGUCCUGCAGCUGGUUUUGAUGCUCCCUGAAGUUUGAGAACAUCGGUCUCGGUGAGAGAUGAUGAUGGCUGGGCCGGGGUCCUGGCAGUGGGAUUGGGGAGACGUGUUUCCAGGGUAAUCCACAGGCCUUGCCGAUUGGGCAUGGAGGGGUGCGGGUGAGGCCGAGUCAAGGAGAGCGCCAAGGUUCGGCUUAGGUGACUUCAAAUCUCAAAUCGGUGGGCCCCUCUGGGCCUUAUUUCCCACCCUCCUGCCAGGGGGUCUUCAGCCUCUCCUGAUGUGUCUCCAGUGAGCGCUUGCCCCCCGCCUCCUGCCCUCUUACUGCCUGUAAGCAGUGCUCCCUCUUCACAGCAAGCCAGCUCUCAGCCCAUCCGUGGUGGCCAGCGCGGUUGCCACAGCAUCUGGUCCCUGAGGAGCCUGCCACCCUCCUGCCUGCCUGCAGUACCUCCAUUACCGCUUCUGCGAGGAGUAGAGAAGGAGGCAUGUGGGGACGCCCGCCCUCCUGCCCACUCCGUUUUGAGGACGGGGUGGGGCUGGGAAGAGCCAGUGGCAAAGAGGGGCGGGACGAGGAGGGGGGCGAAAGGGGAGACGGGGCCCCUCUUUGGUGGCCUCUCGCCUUGGCCGUGAGGCCCCAGUCCACUCGGCUCCUGGACGGUGGAGGCGGCAACAGCAAGGGGGCCAUGGCGGAGGACGAGCCGAAGCCGACCCAGCUGGACAUGCCCCUGGUCCUGGACGAGGACCUGACCAAGCAGAUGCGGCUGCGCGUGGAGAGUCUGCAGCAGCGCGGGGGGAAGCGCCAGGAUGGCGAGAAGCUGCUGCAGCCGGCGAAGUCCAUGUACCGCAUCGACUUCAUCCAGCAGCAGAGGCUGCAGUCUGAGCGCUGGGACGUCGUGCUGGACAAGCCGGGCAGGGUCACCGUCACGGGCACCUCCCAGAUCUGGACGCCCGACCUCACCAACCUCAUUACACGGCAGCUGCUGGACCCCGCUGCCAUCUUCUGGCGCAAGGAGGACUCGGAAGCCAUGGAUUGGAAUGAGGCUGACGCCCUGGAGUUUGGGGAGCGCCUGUCCGAGCUGGCCAAGAUCCUCAAGGUCAUGUACUUCCUCAUCACCUUCAGCGAGGGCGUCGAGCCUGCCAACCUCAAGGCCUCCGUGGUCUUUAGCCAGCUCUGAUGGCAGCUGCCUGCUGCUACCCUCUCCCUUGGCCCACCUGCCUGACCCCUGCCCAUACCCCUUUCCCCCAUGUGUGUGUUUGGGGACAUUCUUCUAGCUGCUGGCCUGUACUUGGCUUGGCCAGGACCCCUGAGCCUGCGUCCUUCCUUCUCUCCUUUCCCUGGUGCUGGUGCUCCUUUUCACGGGAGGAAGAUGCAAGGGCUCCGUAGUCUAGAAGCUGACCUGGCUGCCGCUGCUUCUGCCGUAGACCAUGGAGACCUGGUUGGGGCUAGUGUGGGAAGAUGGAGAGGCCUUGGGAGAUGGUCUUCUCUCUGCUCCGUUGUUGGGAGAGAGACUGAGAGACCAAGACAGAGACAGACACAGACCGAGAGAGACACCUCUAAAGAACCAGCCAUUGGGCUUCCUCCAGAGACGGGCCCAGAGAUGACAAAGAGAUGACAAAGCAACUUCCUUGGAGAGUCUGGCACACAGGCAUUUGCUGCCCUCCUGGCCACGAUGCCCCUUCCCAGUGUCCGUGUCUGGAGGUGAACACUCAGCCUGCUGCUCCGGGCACCUUGUGUGGGCCCACGACACCUCAGGGCUCUUAAGACAUUGGGCAGGGUUGCUGUGAGGGCUGAUUUGGGCAGUGGGCAGUGGCUGGCACGCUGGAGGCUGUGCAGGCCAGCUCUUGGUUUUCUGGGAAUGACUUCAGGAGGGGAGAAGUGAAGGGGGAGAUCUCAAAAACGUUGCAUAGAGAUGUAUCUAUCUAUACAUACACAUAUGUAUUGAGAGAUAGCAUGCUAUAUUCAUAUGGUUGUAUUCCAUACCUGCCCUGUGAAUAAGUCUGAAUUGCCUAGCUGGUUCCCUGGUGGCCCUUAGCAGGGGCUUGAUCAGGAUGGCCUUGGGGAGGGGAAGCUCCUGAGCCGGGAGACUUUGAGGUUCAUGCAGAGAAGUGGGGAACAGUGUAGUAAACAGGUUUCCCUCUGCCUGGGGGAAGCUGGAUAGAGGGGGUCCAGAGCCCUGGAGCUGGAGACAGUAACAUCUCUGGGGCCUGAGGUGUCCCCUCCUGGGAUGUCAGGCUUUUCCUGGCUAACUGGUCGGAGAAGGCAGGUGUGUCAUCCUGGUGCGGCAUCUUUGGUGGGGUUGAGGGGUAGGAAUCGGGGGCAGCCUUGGAGGGGAGCUGUGAUGGAUGGUGGUCAGCAGUGGGCUGGAGGUGACAGUGUGGUGUGACGGCGGAACACUGGCCUCAGAGGUCACAGGGCAGAACCCACUCACCAAACAAAGAGGGAAACUGAGGCACAAUUGCUAGCAGAUUCAGUUCCAAGCCCCAAGCCCCCCUCACGCUGCACAGGCCCAGUGAGCUCCUCUGAGGCCUGGCACCAGCCAAGGGCACCUCAGGAAGCGCCCCCAACACCGUGUCUCCAGGUCAGCCCUGUUUUGUGUCAGGGACGUGCCUGUGACAUUUCCCUCGUGAAGCAGAGCCGUCGGGGGGCUGCAGGGCCCUGGGAGCAGAGGCACUGAGAGAUGGAGGGUCAGAGCCAACCCUAGUGGCCAGGGCUGCCGGGAGGGCAGGCCCCCACUUUGGAGGCAGGCAAGCAGAAGCAUUUGGAGUCGAUUCUUCAGUGGGAGAUUUGGCCGUGGUGUGAGCGAUGGUCCUUUCUAACCUGAAGCUCGGGUGUCUGUUCCGGGACAUGCUUGGAUUCCUGCCUGCUUCUCUCCUGGCUCCGGGGGAGCCUGGAGGCUAGACCCCUGUGGAUGGCCCUGUCCUUCUGCCUCUCUGCCUGACCCCUCCCUGCAGCUCUGGGGCCCCUCUUGCUGCAGACUGCUUGUACCCGCACCCUAGCGCGUCUGCUCUGUGCAGGCAUGUGAGUGCCUCUGCCGUGCUCACUGUGUGUCCCCGGUAAAGCCUGUGUGUCCCCGCCUCAUGGUAAGUGUUCUCUUCCCAGGAGCCACCCCUCCCUGGGCCCCCUCCACACCCCUGCCCCCUCCUCCUGCCGCUUUCAGGGCUGAGGCCCAGAGCAGGUGGUGACUGGCCCAAGGUCAGACAUCAGCAUGGGGUUUGAAACCAGGUCCCGUGACACCAAGCCAGGAACCAACAGCCCUGACAGUUUUUUCUCCAGUGGCCCCCAGACCAGCCUCUGUAUGGGGCAUGGAGAGAGCCAUGCUGAGGCCUCGGGGAGACACUUGGGGCCCACAGGGGAUGGUGGGGACCCACCAAGCCGUGCUCAAUCUGGAGUCUCCCUCCCUUGCAGGGUGGCCGGGCAGGAGGCAGACGGGACAGGGGAGUGGCUGAGAGGUGGGGUGGGAUCAGGCCUGUGCCCCGAUUUCCCUAACAUGCUGUAUGUCCUCAGGCAGCCCCUGACCCUCUCCCAGCCUCAGACCUUCUAAAGGGAACAGCCUGGUUCUCUGAAGCCCCUUGCAGCCCUGCCGCACUGACCAGAGAAGACCCAUGUCACCACGUCGCCUUAGUGCCCCACCUGACCCUUUGUGGACGGUGACAACAGAGGCCCAGGGAGGAGGCUGCCGGCCCACAGUCACAGAGGGUGUGUGGAGGGGCCGGCGACGGGGUGCACGUGGAUCAAGCUCUGGGUCUGUGGACCUUCGACCCCAUGACCCUGGCCCCCUGGGACGGGAAGGGCCGAUGCCCCCAUCCCAUCUGAGGGCUCAGGCCCGGGCAAGGCUGGCUUCUCCCCCAAGACAAGGGCAGGCCCCGCUUCCGAGGCCGCUCUUGGGGCUUUGCUUGGGAACAGCCCCCCGGGCAGGUCUCGCAUCCCGUCUUCCUCCACCCCAGGGCCCUGCCCAGGGCAGCUGCUGCUGCCUCAUUUCCCUUCCCCAAGCCCUGCCCUCCAGCCCCAGCCUCCACCCACUCCUGGAGAUACUUCUGGGAGGGAUGGGGGGAACAGAGACGGGAACCCAGGCUUCCCACCCCGAGGACAGCAGUAGAAGGCUUGGUUCUGCUCCUGAGACUGGGCCGGGGGGAGUGCAGGGAAUGGGAAGUGAGGACCUGCUUUCCACGGAACCUGUGAGAAACCACCGAGCAGAGAGACCUGCCAUUUCCUGAGCUCCUGCCUCCCACUGAGCCAGUGUACGGUAGUGUGAGGGACCCAGCCUGGCGCUGCCGCCAGCCACCACCCGUGUGACCCUGAGCAGCCUCUCGGAGCCUGUUUGCUCAUCUGUCGGUGGGAAUAGUAAUGGUUCUUUCCUCAUCGGGUCACUGUGAAGAUGGAACGACUUAAAGCUAGUGAAGCACUGAGCUUCCUGAGAGGCACACGGGCUUCCUCUCUGGAUUUCCUCCUUGUACUUUUUCCAGUCGCUGUAGACACAGAGUCUCACUUUGCACCAUGAUUCUGAGAGGAGGGUGUUAGGAGAACCUAUUUACUAAGGAAGAGUGUAGGGUUCAGAGAGGUGUAGUGAAGGGCAGCAGGCAGUGUGGGGUGGAGGGAGAGGCAGGGUCCAGGCCUGGCUCUGUGGUUGGAGAGAGUGGUCAUGGGGGAGUGGAUUCUCCUCACCAUUACCAGGCUUGGAAGGGCCCAGCUGAGGGAACCUUAAGCCCUCACAGUCUAGCCUGGGAGCCUAGCCCGAGGGGCCACCCUGGUCUCUGAGCGUCUGGCUGUGCUCACUCCUUGUGAACAGGGAUCCCGGGGCCCCCUGCAGGUGUGUGAGCACCCCACGCUCCAGGUGGUGAGCUGGAGGCACUCCUCUCCCAAGGGGCUGGGGGUGGGGAUUGCCCAAUCUUCCUGGCUUCUUCCAGCCGUGGCGUCUGAAACUUGGGAAUUUGAGACUCUUGGAAUCAGAAGCUGAGAACUGAGAAACUUCAGAUACUCAGAACCAGGGACCCUCUCGUUCUGAGGAUCUGGAGAGGUCUGUGGCUCACCUCACCCAGCUUACGUAACACAGGAAACUCCACUGUAGUCCCUCAGCCUUCAGCCCUGCUGGCCUUGUUUAGAAAUGCUCCUGGCUGGCCCUCUGGGGUCCCAAGCAGAAAUCUGUGGGAAGCUCCCUCUCUGCCACAUGGACAGACAUACACGCACACACUUGCACAUACACAUGCAUGCUUCUGUGCACACACUCACACACGGGCAUUCACUCACUUGCCCAGGGUCCCAGCAAGAUUUGAGCCCAGCCACUUGGGUCUGGGUGGGAGUCCCUGAGGGAGAGCACCGAGGGGGUGCUCCAGGUGCUGGGGCACCAGGGGGUACUGUGGCACACCCAUCAGUGGGACUCUGAGGUUUCUGGGUGAUUCUGCAGUGGGUGGCUGUUAAUGGGCACACGAGGGGCUCCAAAUCCCACAGAGUUCUUGCCUCACUGCCCGGUCAGCCCAAGGAGGUGCCUCAGCCCCUUCAGGCCUGUUUUUCCUGUCUGCACAGUGGACUGUCAUUAAGGUUUUCCUUUCUCCUCUUGGGAGGGAGGUUGACCAGGUCCCCCCGAGGUUUGCACACACCAUGUACUCCACACACCAGCGGGGACGACCCCUCAUGUGUACCCAGCCCUCCACAGUUGAUGCAGUACAGCCAAGGCCGUUCUCCACCUUCGUUCUCACAAUAGCCUUGGAGGGAGGGUAGGUAGAUGCGGAGACACUGAGGCUCCGAGAGGUGACCUAGUCGAAGCUUAAGUCCCAGCCACACGCCGAGGUUGGUAAAUUGGUGUCCAGCAUCAAACGACAAUCAGUAUCAAGGCUACAGAGGACAAGGAGCUUUAUUUGCAGGUCUUAGGAAUUGCAACGGGGGAGACACAGAUUCAGGUAUAACCAAAGAGCGUUCCAGGGAAGAGGAAGUCGGGCUUGUAAAGGCAAAAGCCAUAAGGUCGUUAAAGGAAAUAUUUGUCCUUGAGGCUGUCAAGAGUUAUUUUAGGGUAAGGAUCCAAUAAAUAUCUUGAGUUUCUGGAACACUGGGCAAACGUUCUGGAUGGCUGCGUUAAGACAAGAAGUGGUCAAAGUUCAGAUUCCGUGCAGGUGGUGACGUGAAGAAAUCACACUUUCUCAGUGGCCUCCCAGCUCCGUUUUAGAGCGCUGUCUUAGUAAAACUGACUCCAUUUGUAUUUUCCUUUCACACCAGUAGUGUGUACAAGCUCACCAGCUGUCCAGGCCCUCGCUGCGGCCGGCAUUUGGGGAUUUUCCUCCCAGAAAGACUCAGCCAACUGUGGAGCUGGCCCUGGCCCUGUGCUGGGCGGUGGGGAUCUGAGCAGGAGCUUGGGGGAGGGGCUGCCGGACGGCGCCCAAGGGGAGGGUGGGGUCAGGAGGACCCUGCAAGCUGCUGCUCAGCUGGCCCCGGAGGGACAGGGACGGGGAUGAGGCCGGCAGAGGGAGCCACCCGUGCAAAACUGAGGUAGCCUGAGGCAUCACAGGGUGUAGAUUCCUAUAGGGCCUGAGGGAGGCAGUGUUCAGGGGUGAAGCUGAGAGCUGCCCGCAGGGCUUUGAAUGCCGGGCCAGGGAGCUAGUGUCCCUGGCUAUGGGGCUUUUCAACUGUAGUCACGCGAGAGGAGAGACAGCCUAGUGAGCCCUUGGACCCAUCCCUCCACCUCAACCACUGCCAACUCAUGGUUGAUCUUGUUUCCUCUACAACCCCGCUCCCCCCAGGCAGCAUGUCAUUUCAUCUGUAAAUAUCUCUGGAUGUAUCUCUGAACGAUAAGGACUCAUUCAAAACCCGGAACCAUAAUAUCGUAACGUAACUAAAAUAACUUUAUAAUAAUUCCUUAAUAUCAUCAAAUGCCCAGUAAAUGUUCUGGUUUCCACUCUGGGUCACAAAUGUUUAUAUGUAUAUUUUACAGUUUGUUUGAAUCAGAUCCAAAGGUCCAUUACUGCAGUCCGUUGGUUCCCCUUCAUCUUUUCAUUUUUUUCCCUUGCAAUCUAGUUGCUGAAGAAGCUAGUCAUUUGUCCUGGGAGUUUCCAACCAUCUGGAUUUUGCAGGCUUCGUUUUCAUGGUGUCGAUUAAUAUUUGUCUGUGCCCUGAGUUUCCUGUGAGGUAGCACUCACCUCUGGAGGCUUCAUAAGAUGCGGCACGAUUUUUUUUGCACAACUGCUUCAUAGGCGAAGUUCUCUCAGGAGGUACAUAAUGUCGGGUUGUCUCUUAUUUUGUGACAUAGGAACCAUCGGUGAUCCUAAAUCGAUGUUCGAAGCCAUGAUUGCCUAAAUCCAUUAUUUGUCAGUGGUUGCAAAAGAUCUAGGACUUCCCUGGUGGCACUGUGGUUAAGAAUCCAC
Messenger RNA from Delphinapterus leucas (beluga whale), 8682 nucleotides. It is a transcript of the gene OMP, whose product is annotated as olfactory marker protein. Gene Ontology annotation, cellular component: axon; neuronal cell body; cytosol. Lineage: Eukaryota; Metazoa; Chordata; Mammalia; Artiodactyla; Monodontidae. The record is from RefSeq and is a predicted model, not a curated record. Gene Ontology annotation, biological process: signal transduction; sensory perception of smell.